AUGCACCAAAACCAGCACAACAACCAACAGUUCAAAACACUGCACCACAACCAACAGUUCAAAACACUGCACCACAACCAACAGUUCAAAACACUGCACAGCAACCAACAGUUCAAAACCCUGCACAACAACAACCACAAACAGAGCAAGGACAUAAAAGAAGUAGAGAACAAGGAAACCAAGAAUUCUUAA
This is a messenger RNA of Trichomonas vaginalis G3, 192 nucleotides long. RefSeq names its product protein of unknown function, DUF4106 family. The transcript has a single exon. The record is from RefSeq and is a predicted model, not a curated record. The coding region runs from base 1 to 192 and encodes 63 amino acids. NCBI's taxonomy places the organism in Eukaryota, Parabasalia, Trichomonadida, Trichomonadidae.